Thelazia callipaeda (thelaziosis nematode) is the source of this 276-nucleotide messenger RNA. The record is from the annotation of a GenBank genome assembly. Lineage: Eukaryota; Metazoa; Nematoda; Chromadorea; Rhabditida; Thelaziidae.
AUGAGGAAAAUUUUAGAUGAUGGGAGGACGAAGCCAUAUCCGAAGGAUGAGUCGCAGCAAUUUCCAAAAGGGGAAAGUGUUUGCCUAUUUCGAGCAAAACGUCGUAAAAAGAAAAUUAGGACUGUGGUACAUGCUAAAGAAGUGAAUAAGUUCCAGCUAGCGUAUGCUAGUAUUUUGAAAGCCAAUAUAGAUAAUUUGAAGAAACGAGAAAGAAAAACGCCAAUGGAAAUAAAAUCAAAACUGGUAGGAGCUUCCAAAAAAAUGGUGAAAGUGUAA